Osmerus eperlanus (European smelt) is the source of this 1209-nucleotide messenger RNA. RefSeq names its product leukocyte receptor cluster member 9-like. Lineage: Eukaryota; Metazoa; Chordata; Actinopteri; Osmeriformes; Osmeridae. Bases 1 to 984 code for a protein of 327 amino acids. The transcript is spliced from 5 exons. The record is from RefSeq and is a predicted model, not a curated record.
AUGUAUGAUCAUCCCACUCACCUCCACACCCCUCCCAGCAACCCUGAGUUAACCGGCCCAGACACAGCAGAAGAGGUCAUCUCCCGCAUCCUGUGGGACCCGACGUUAGAGGAGGUGGACUUUGUAGUGGGGUACGUGGAUCGCUUCCUAGGAGUCCUGGAGCGCCCCUUCUCCCAGUUCAACUGGGACGCCGACCCAUGUGACUGUGACUACACGACCGAGCUGGCCCUGCCCCAACACAGGAUACAGUACUUCACCCACAGAGGGCGCCGUGUCUGGGACCGCAACACCAGGACGGACAGAGUGUUCGGUUCCACUGGCAACCCUCUGGCGCCUCCCUUUGGAGGGGAGGAGGAAGUGACGGCAGAGGAGCAAAAAGCUAUUCCUCUGGAGGAGGAGGAAGAGGAGGAGGGAGAGGAGGAGGAGGGAGAGGAGGAGGAGACCGGAUGCCUUGCAGAGAGAGAGCAACACAAGACCAACGUUCUCAGUCCAGAGUCGGUCAAACAAGGCCUACCUGACCACCCUGAGUCAGGAAGCAGUCCACGGAGUCAACAGGAAGCAGGAAGAGAAUCCAAACCAUUGGAGGAGGAAGACGUAAACAAGGCUGCUGACUCUGGCUCAGUCAUCUCCACAGACCGCGUGUCUUUAUCUGAGAGAGAAGGAGCGACAGAGAAGGAAGAGGAUCCAAACAAGGAGGAAUGGAAGGAGACCUGGGAAGGAGACGAACAGGAGGGUCCAGCCCUGGACAGACUGCAGCCUGUCCCUUUGGAGCAGAGAGAAGAGAGGAGUGGGCGUCGACCCCCCAAACGCAAGCCCACCCACUUCAUCACCUUCAGAGCCAACACCCCCUCUAUCCUCUCCUCCUUUCAACGCCUUCAGGAGGAGCUGGUGGCCCUCCUCCCCUCCUCCGCCCCCUACUGGGUGCCCCCCUCCAGCCUCCACGUCACCCUGUGCCUCCUGGUGUUGCCCGGCCGGCUAAGGUGAACUGGCAGGAGCGAGAGAGGCUGUUUGAAGGGGCGGGGGACCUGAGGGCUGGGAAGGGGUUGAGUUUUGGACGUUUGCCAGUGAACAGGCUGCACCUGUGUGGCAUGGGCAUGACCGAGGAUGGGUUUUAUGACACCGUGUGCACGGUCACUCUUCGCUGAGGAAGAGGUGGGUGUGUGUGUGUCGGCUUGUGUGUGUGUGUGUGUCGGCUUGUGUGUGUGUGUG